AUGGGCCAAAAGAGGCAACGCGACUCGAAGAACUUGACCUUACACUCUAAAAAGCGGAAGAAGGCCGAGAACGCGACAGCAACUGAUUCGGACGACGGCUGGGAUGGUAUCGUCGGCGCGGAUGAGCUGAACUGGAAGGAAGUAGCUCUACCUGAUCGUCUCGAGGAUGCUGGAGGCUUUUAUGGUCUGGAAGAAAUUGAAGGUGUUGAUAUAGUGCGAGGUUCGGGCAAUGGGGAGGUUAAAUUUAAGGCCGUUGCUGGGAAACCGAAGAAGUCUAUUCUGAAAAAGAAGGCGCUAGAGGAUGAGAACCCCGAAUACGAAGAGGAGUGGUCAGGCUUCAGCGACGAUGACGCGGACCGGCCAGAAAACGCUUCUUCAACUGUCGUAGAGAAACCUGAAAAGUCGGACAGGAAGGCGGACAAGAAGAGCGAGAAGAAUGCCGAUAAGAAGGAAGCCAAGGAUGCAAAGAAGAAAGAAGCUAAAGCUGCGAAGAAGGAACAGAAGGAGAAAGGUUCGGCAAUUCAGCGCGAUAUGAGCAUUAAUGCCGGCCUUUCGUUUGCCGCUCUUCAAGAUACGGAAGAAGAUGAUGGAGCCGAUGUCUCUGCUUGGGACUCGCUGGGUCUCUCCCCCGAGAUACUCACUGGCCUGUCCAAGAUGAAAUUUGGCUCUCCAACAUCAGUGCAGGAGGCUUGCAUACCUCAGAUAUUGGAGGGACAUGACGUUAUUGGGAAGGCUUCUACGGGUUCCGGAAAGACGCUGGCAUUCGGUAUUCCCAUCCUUGAACAUUACCUGGAGAAGAAACGCGAUGAUAUUAGUGCACAGAAGGAACAGAUGUCCGAAAAAGACUCGACUCCGAUCGCUCUGAUUCUGUCACCCACCAGAGAGCUUGCUCAUCAGUUGUCGAAGCAUAUCGGGGAGCUGAUCGCGCAAGCUCCGGGUGUUAAUGCACGCAUUGCGCUUUUGACCGGUGGGCUCUCGGUGCAAAAACAGCAACGUCUGCUGUCCGGAGCUGAUAUCGUGAUCGGAACCCCGGGUCGAGUGUGGGAAAUUUUGAGCACUGGGCAAGGGUUGAUUCGGAAGAUGCAGCAGAUCAAAUUCCUUGUAGUGGACGAGGCCGAUCGCCUCCUGAGUGAAGGUCACUUCAAAGAGGUUGAAGAGAUUUUAAACUCUCUGGACCGUGUCGAGGAUGGCGAGGUUCCUGAUGGUGAGGAUCAAGCAUCGGAAGAGGAAUCUGAUCCUAGCUCUGAAAGACAGACAUUGGUUUUCUCCGCCACCUUUCACCGUGAUCUGCAACAGAAGUUAGCGGGCAAAAGGAAGUGGACCAGAGGAGAUAUCAUGGAUAAGAAAGAAUCCAUGGACUACCUCCUACAGAAGCUGAACUUCCGGGAAGAGAAGCCCAAGUUCAUCGACAUGAACCCCAUCUCGCAGAUGGCCGACAACCUCAAAGAGGGAAUUGUCGAAUGUGGCGCCAUGGAAAAGGUGAGUUUUCAUAUGGGUUCGGUAAUUUCGAGUCUACGACUAAUGACGUUUCAGGAUCUCUUCCUCUAUACACUACUUCUAUACCAUCCCAAACACCGGACACUCGUCUUCACCAACUCGAUCUCCGCCGUCCGUCGUCUCACCAAACUCCUUCAGACUCUCCAACUACCAGCCCUUGCCCUUCAUUCGUCCAUGGCCCAAAAGGCACGACUCCGCUCGGUCGAGCGUUUCUCUUCACCCUCAUCCGAUCCCAGUACCAUCCUAAUAGCCACUGAUGUAGCGGCCCGCGGUCUCGACAUCAAAGGGAUAGACCUCGUCAUCCAUUACCAUGCACCCCGAACGGCAGAUACCUACGUUCAUCGAUCCGGCCGUACAGCUCGUGCAGGCGCAUCCGGUAAGAGCGUGAUUAUCUGCGGACCCGACGAGAUGGUCGGUGUUGUCCGUCUCGCUGCCAAGGUGCAUGCGAACAUGGCAAAUGGAAAAAAGCUGCCGCUGGAAUCAUUGGAGCUGGACCGUCGCGUCGUGUCGCGCGUCAAGCCCCGGGUUAGCCUCGCCAGCCGCAUCACUGAUGCUAAUAUAGCCAAGGAGAAGAUUUCAGCAGAGGACAAUUGGCUGCGCAACGCCGCGGAGGAUCUGGGCGUUGAGUACGACAGUGAGGAAUUCGAUGAAUCCAACGGCAAAGGGCGUGGUCGCGGCCGUGGUCGUCAUCAGAAGCAAAAGGAGGUAGGGAGCGUCAGUAAGGCCGAGCUGGCAGGGUUGCGAGCGGAGCUGAAGCAGUUGCUUUCCCAGCGGGUGAAUGUGGGCGUUAGCGAGAGGUAUCUAACUGCUGGGCGUGUGGAUAUCGAUGCAUUGCUCCGUGGAGAAGGCAAUACUUCGUUCCUGGGGCCGGUUGAUCCACUGAACUUUUAA
This is a messenger RNA of Aspergillus fumigatus Af293, 2388 nucleotides long. NCBI's taxonomy places the organism in Eukaryota, Fungi, Ascomycota, Eurotiomycetes, Eurotiales, Aspergillaceae. The record is from RefSeq and is a predicted model, not a curated record.